Molecule: messenger RNA, 804 nt
Organism: Exophiala aquamarina CBS 119918
Lineage: Eukaryota; Fungi; Ascomycota; Eurotiomycetes; Chaetothyriales; Herpotrichiellaceae
Product: autocrine motility factor receptor
Exons: 4
Coding region: 1-804 (267 amino acids)
Cellular component (GO): mRNA cleavage factor complex
Molecular function (GO): mRNA binding
Source: RefSeq, a predicted model, not a curated record
AUGAGCACCCUUACCACAACCACACUCAAGUCCUCUUAUCCCCCAGUCUUACCUCCACCGUUCACAGCUAAUCAACCUCCCACACUUCGGCUCUAUCCUCUUUCUAACUACACCUUCGGCACGAAGGAGACGCAACCUGAGGAAGACCCCUCGGUUCUUGCCAGGCUUAAGAGGUUGGAAGAGCAUUAUGAGAACUAUGGCAUGAGGCGGACUUGUGAGGGCAUUCUGGUAUGCCAUGAGCAUAACCAUCCACAUGUUCUCAUGCUUCAGAUCGCAAACGCGUUCUUCAAAUUACCAGGCGACUACUUACCACAUGACGCGGAUGAAGUAGAAGGAUUCAAGGCACGUCUAAACGACAGGCUAGCGCCGACAAACCCCAAGGAAGGAGACACAAAUUGGGAGAUCGGGGAUUGUCUGGCACAAUGGUGGCGACCGAACCACGAAACAUUCUUAUACCCAUUCCUCCCAGCCCACGUUUCUCGCCCAAAGGAGCUCAAGAAACUGUACCUGAUCCACCUACCCCCUAAUAAAGUGCUUAGUGUGCCAAAGAACAUGAAACUCCUUGCCGUCCCCUUAUUUGAGCUGUAUGACAACACCGCGCGUUACGGUCCUCAGCUGAGUGCCAUACCGCAUUAUCUUUCUCGCUAUAGGUUUGAGUUCGUGGAUGAAGACGGCAAUCUCAGCAGUGUUAUGCCUGGUGGAGGAGCACUACCGGCACCUGAUGCCGACGUGAAAGUCUUAGUGGAUGGUGCAGCAAAGCCCGAGGAAGGUGUGCGAGACGUCAAGCUUGAGAACGGAGAGUGA